Durio zibethinus is the source of this 1789-nucleotide messenger RNA. RefSeq names its product cytochrome P450 716B1-like. Gene Ontology annotation, molecular function: heme binding; monooxygenase activity; oxidoreductase activity, acting on paired donors, with incorporation or reduction of molecular oxygen. The record is from RefSeq and is a predicted model, not a curated record. Gene Ontology annotation, biological process: sterol metabolic process. NCBI's taxonomy places the organism in Eukaryota, Viridiplantae, Streptophyta, Magnoliopsida, Malvales, Malvaceae.
UCUUAAAUUUCCCCUUCUCAGCCACAGCCUAUGAAUAAAGAAGAGAAACGAGUUACAAGUGCUUCGAUUCGAAUCCCAAAUUUGUUGAAUACCAUUUGUCAUAUAUGAUCGCAUGAAUGAAUUGAGUUAAGCUCGGACUCAAUUUCCUCUGCUUUUAAACAUCAGCUAUUCCUCUCUCCCACUCCCCUCAGCCAUCAGCUACGUUUCUCAGACUCACACCCAUGAACACCAUCAUCACUAUUUUCCUGUUUCUUAUCCCCAUCUUCCUUCUCCUAACCAGGAGAAAACGAUCAUCAGGAAGGCUUCCUCCUGGGUCCCUAGGACUUCCAAUAGUAGGUCAAAGCCUUGAACUUCUCUGGGCCAUGCAAGCCAACACUGCAGAGCAAUGGCUUCAGAAAAGGAUAAGAAAGUAUGGUCCUAUAUCGAAGAUUAACCUAUUUGGCAAACCAUCUGUUUUCAUUUAUGGUCAGGCUGCAAACAAGUUUGUAUUCACCAGUGACAGCAGCACCAUUGUUAACCAGCAAGUAAAGUCAAUUAGCUCAAUUCUGGGUGAUCGGUGUCUUCUGGAACUGAUUGGUAAAGAUCAUAAGCGAGUCAGAGAUGCUCUUGUGUCAUUUUUGAAGCCUGAAUCAUUGAAGGAGUAUGUUGGAAAGAUGGAUGAAGAAGUCAAGAAGCACCUUGAGAUGCAUUGGCAUGGCAAGCAACAAGUCAAGGUGUUACCACUGAUGAAAACCCUCACAUUCGACAUCAUCUGCUCUCUUCUAUUUGGACUUGGACGAGGCACCAGAAGAGACAAACUUUUCAUUGAUUUUCAACACAUGAUAGACGGAAUGUGGUCGGUACCAGUUAAUCUGCCUUUCACACGCUACAACCGCAGCCUUCAGGCAAGUGCAAGGGCCCAGAAAUUGUUGAAAGGUCUCAUUGGUGAGAAGAGAGUGGAUUUACAGAAGGGUGCUUCUCCUCGCCAAGACCUCAUCACUUGUCUGCUUAGCAUUCGCAAUGAGAAGAAUGAACAAGUAAUAUCUGAGAAGGAGAUUAUUCACAAUGUUAAGCUCAUCAUGGUUGCUGGACAUGACACUUCUUCUGUUCUCCUUACUUUCUUGGUGCGCCUUUUAGCUAAUGAUCCUGCCAUUUAUGCAGCUGUUCUUCAAGAACAAGAAGAGAUAGCAAAGAACAAGCCUAAUGGGGAGCUUCUGACAUGGGAAGACCUGGCCAAGAUGAAAUACACAUGGAGAGUUGCAAUGGAAACUCUGAGGCUGUUCCCACCAGUCUUUGGUGGCUUCAGGAAAGCUGUAAAAGAUAUCGAGUAUGGGGGAUAUCUCAUUCCAAAGGACUGGCAAAUUUUCUGGGUUACGGGCAUGACACAAAUGGAUAACAGCAUAUUUCCAGAACCAUCAAAAUUUGAUCCGACUAGAUUUGAGAAUCCAGAAUCAAUUCCACCUUACUGCUUCAUUCCAUUCGGAGGGGGACCUCGGAUAUGUCCAGGAUAUGAGUUUGCAAGGAUUGAAACCCUUGUUUCAAUUCAUUAUUUGGUUACUCGGUUCACUUGGAAGUUACUAUCAGACAACUUUUUCAGCAGGGAUCCAACGCCUGUUCCAACUAAAGGACUACCAGUUCAAAUCAGUCCGAGAAAACUAUUGUGAUGGUUCACUGAAACUAUGAUUUUUUGCACUUCAAAGAAACUUGCAAGUUUUCUGUCGCUGAUCAAAUGAUGUGAAUUUUAAUUUAGUAGAAAGGUUAGUGUGCCUGAAAAAUAAUUCAAAAAAUCUUGAAUUUUAGCUCAAUUGAU